Molecule: messenger RNA, 762 nt
Organism: Microthlaspi erraticum
Lineage: Eukaryota; Viridiplantae; Streptophyta; Magnoliopsida; Brassicales; Brassicaceae
Source: the annotation of a GenBank genome assembly
AUGGCAAACUUCACCAGACUCAACGUGUUGACACCUAACCGUUCUGAUUGGAGGGUUUUGGUUAGAGUUGAAAAGAUGUGGGAUACCUUGGAGGCAGAUGUUGGUGAAGGUCUUAGCUUUCUUUUUGUGGAUGAAAUGGGCACAAAGAUGCAUGCUUUUGUUGAACAAAGUAAUCAGAUGAAAAGGUUCAAGAGAUGUCUUCAUGAAGGGGAAUGGAAUAUUCUAACCGGAUUUUCCGUGGUCAUGGUGAACACAGAGAUCCGUUUGACGGAAGCCAGAAACAAGAUUGCUCUCACGUCCAACACCAGCGUCACACCCGCAGAGGACUCGGAUGCUUGGAUUCCGCUUGACAUCGUUCCUUACGAUAUGGAAGAUGUCUCUAUUCCUAGGAACCCUUUAAACGAUGAUCCAAAGACCACUAACACAAUAGAUUUCACCUUACAGGACAACGAUGGGGAUCAAAUACAGUGUCGUGUAAAGGGUGCCUUAGCAUCUAAGUUUAAACGGUUUUGGCUUUACUAUGGUAAAAUUGAGACCAUCGUAUGCCUCUUAACCGAUUGGCGGGUUGUAGAAGAUGCGGAUCCAAUUCAUAUCGAAAGUGAAGAAGGAAUCUCUAGAUUUGAAUUCAAUCCUAUUGGCUUUGAUGAGGUUGACCAUUUCACUGAGAUAAUGUGCUCUUCCUCACAAGACAGCAGCGAAGAAGAUGUUGAAGAAAUGGAAUUUGAUUAUUUCAAUGGCUGUAGAACCGACAACAAAAGUUGA